Molecule: messenger RNA, 1169 nt
Organism: Vicugna pacos (alpaca)
Lineage: Eukaryota; Metazoa; Chordata; Mammalia; Artiodactyla; Camelidae
Product: lysosomal-associated transmembrane protein 4A-like
Cellular component (GO): lysosomal membrane
Source: RefSeq, a predicted model, not a curated record
AUGUGUAUAGAGGAGAGCAAAGAGAAACUAGUGGUCAACCUGUUGAUGGGAAUUUUGCUGACUGUGGAGGUAACGCGUCCAAACUCAAUGCCAGCUGUCAACAUUCAGUAUGAAGUCAUUGGCAAUUACUAUUCAUCUGAGAGAAUGACUGAUAAUGCCUAUGUUCUUUUUGCUGUCUCUGUUCUUACGUUUAUAAUCAGUUCAGUGCUGGUACAUGGAGCAAUUUCUUAUCAAGUGGGUUGGCUGAUUCCGUUCUUCUGCUAUCGGCUUUUUGACUUUGUUCUCAGUUGCCUGGUUGCUAUCAGUUCUCUCACUUAUUUGCCAAGAAUCAAGGAAUAUCUGGAUCAAUUACCUGAUUUUCCCUAUAAAGAUGACCUCCUGGCAUUGGACUCCAGCUGUCUCCUGUUCAUUGUUUUUGUGUUCUUUGCCUUGUUCAUCAUUUUUAAGGCUUAUCUAAUCAACUGUGUUUGGAACUGUUACACAUACAUCAACAACAGAAACAUGCCAGAGAUAGCUGUGUACCCUGCCUUUGAAGCACCUCCACAGUAUGUUUUGCCAGCCUAUGAAAUGGCAGUGAAGAUGCCUGAGAAAGAACCACCGCCACCCUACAUACCUGCCUGAAGAAAUUCUGCCUUUGUCAAUAAACCCUGUACCAGCUUUUUGUCUUGUUUAUUUUCAGAAUGCUGCAAUACAGGUCUCUUCAGACUUGUUUGAUAUAAGGUACAUUUUCCUUUGUUUAAGUAUUUAUUUUUAAACACUAACAAGCUUUUUGGGCAUCUGCUAGAAUUCAGAGUUCGUUGUUGUUGUUAAGUAUAUUACAUUUAAAUAGUUGUUGAAAACAACGUAGGUUAAGCAAGAGCAAAGUGCCAUUGUUUGCCUUUGACUGGGGGGUGGGGAGGGGUACUCUCCACACAUUUUCUUUUUUAACUCCGCACUUUCUUUGUAUAAUAGUUUGCAUUUUGGUUAUUUGCUGCCCUGGAUACUUCCAGGAAGAAUGAAUUAAAUAUUCAGCAUGAGUGAGCUGAGUAUAAGAUCUGGAGUUUUCAACUAUGAAAAUAGGAAAAAAUAUAUAACAUUUUAACUUGACUGUGGAAGAUGAUGGUUGCAUGUUUCUAAUUUGUAUGUUUCCACCUUUGUGAUAAGAUGCUUUAAUAAAUCUCUUAAAUAUU